Limanda limanda (common dab) is the source of this 672-nucleotide messenger RNA. It is a transcript of the gene fgf22, whose product is annotated as fibroblast growth factor 22. Gene Ontology annotation, molecular function: growth factor activity; fibroblast growth factor receptor binding. The transcript is spliced from 3 exons. The record is from RefSeq and is a predicted model, not a curated record. Gene Ontology annotation, cellular component: cytoplasm. Gene Ontology annotation, biological process: animal organ morphogenesis; cell differentiation; regulation of cell migration. NCBI's taxonomy places the organism in Eukaryota, Metazoa, Chordata, Actinopteri, Pleuronectiformes, Pleuronectidae. The coding region runs from base 1 to 672 and encodes 223 amino acids.
AUGUGCAGAUGGACGCUGUCCGUAGCCCAUCUCUGUCCUGAACCUACCCUUGGCACCACCACUGCUGCAGCCUCCGCCAGGCGACUUCUCCCCCUACCCAGUGCAGCCUCCCUUUGCUUGGCAUGCUUCACUCUGCUCCUGGUCACCGCUGGCACUGCCACAGGGGCCUGUCCUCCCGGGGUAGGGCAUGAAUCCCUGCAGGUUCUCACAAGUGGCAUCAACUGUUCAUGGACAUUGGAAAGGCACACUCGCAGUUACAAUCACCUAGAGGGCGAUGUCCGACUACGGCGGCUUUACUCUGCUAACAAGUUCUUUCUGUGCAUUGACAAAACAGGCAAGGUGGAGGGCACUCGGCGGAAAAACUACGCAGACAGCCUGAUGGAAAUCCGAUCUGUCAGUGUGGGAGUUGUUGCCAUCAAAUCUGUCAGCACCGGGCUGUACUUAGCUAUGUCCAAGAAAGGCACGCUCUUUGGAUCGGUGAAGUACAACCCGAGCUGCAAGUUCAAGGAGCGCAUUGAGGAGAACGGCUACAACACGUACGCCUCCCUGCGUUGGAAGCAUGGCGGCAGGCAGAUGUUUGUUUCACUUAACGGGCGUGGGAAGCCGAGGCGAGGUCACAAGGCUCGACGAAGGCACCCAUCCACCCAUUUCCUGCCAAUGCUCCCAUCCUAG